This is a messenger RNA of Lindgomyces ingoldianus, 1302 nucleotides long. Its product is annotated as glycoside hydrolase. Gene Ontology annotation, molecular function: hydrolase activity, hydrolyzing O-glycosyl compounds. The record is from RefSeq and is a predicted model, not a curated record. NCBI's taxonomy places the organism in Eukaryota, Fungi, Ascomycota, Dothideomycetes, Pleosporales, Lindgomycetaceae. The transcript is spliced from 3 exons. Gene Ontology annotation, biological process: carbohydrate metabolic process. Bases 1 to 1302 code for a protein of 433 amino acids.
AUGCAGUGGAAGAGAUGCACCGGCAAGGGCGGUAACAGCUGUACGAACGUUAACGGUGAAGUCGUCAUCGAUGCAAACUGGCGAUGGCUCCAUGUGAAGGAUGGGUACACCAACUGCUAUGACGGCAACGCAUGGAACAAAACCGCCUGCCCCGAUAACAAGAAGUGCGUUCAAAAUUGUGCCAUCGAAGGCGCAGACUAUUCCUCCACAUACGGCAUCACGGCGUCAAGCAACUCGCUCACCCUGAAGUUUGUUACGAAAGGCCAGUAUGCUACCAACAUCGGCUCAAGGUUGUAUCUCAUGAAGGACACGAAUAAUUAUGAGAUGUUCAAGCUCAUUGGAAAUGAGUUCACCUUUGAUGUUGACCUCUCUCAACUACCAUGUGGUCUUAAUGGAGCAUUGUAUUUCGUUUCGAUGCCACAGAAGGGUCAUGGCACUCCUGGAGCAAAGUAUGGAACUGGUAGGCACUCUCUCUUUCUUGUCACUAUCUCCGGCUACUGCGAUGCUCAAUGUGCAAGGGACUUGAAGUUCAUAAAUGGCGAGGCCAACGUUGAAGGCUGGCAGCCCUCCUCGAACGACCCCAAUGCCGGAGUCGGGGGAAAAGGUGCUUGCUGCGCUGAAAUGGACAUUUGGGAAGCGAAUUCCAUUGCCACGGCCCUCACUCCACAUUCCUGCCAGCCAGAAGGCUACUCCGUAUGUACGGACACUGGAUGCGGAGGCACGUAUUCACUCGACCGCUACGCCGGUUCCUGCGACGCCAACGGCUGCGACUUCAACCCCUACCGCGUCGGCGUGAAAGAUUUCUACGGCAAGGGCAUGACUGUUGAUACAAGUAAGGUCAUGACAGUUGUCACGCAAUUCAUUGGCUCUGGCAGCGAUCUCCAGGAAAUCAAGCGCUUUUACGUACAAAAUGGGAAAGUCAUCACCAACCCCGAGCCGCAGAUUCCGGGAAUGACAGGGAAUUCUAUCACCCAGGCUUGGUGCGACAAGGAAAAGGAAAUUUUCCAGGAAGAUAUCUAUCCCUUCAAUAAGCACGGCGGUAUGGCAUCCAUGGGCAAGGGUAUGGAUUUGGGGAUGGUGCUUGUUAUGAGUCUCUGGGAUGAUCACUAUGCUAAUAUGCUCUGGCUUGACAGCAAUUACCCCACAGAUGCGGAUGUCAAUAAGCCGGGAGUGGCGCGUGGUAGCUGCGAUGUUACCUCUGGAGUUCCGGCGGAUGUUGAGAGCGCUUCGGCGAAUGCGCAGGUUAAGUUUUCGAAUAUUAAGUUCGGGCCGAUUGGAUCGACUUUUGCGCAGCCCUCUUAG